AAGGAAGCAGUUAGGAGUUGGCGAGGUUAAGUUAACAAGAAAAAGGAGUCUAAGUUCUUUAAAACAGGCGUCAAGUUGUCAACUUAAGGUUAAUUUUGUAGACUUUGUAAAAGGAGCAGUGAGCUAGAAAGAGAAAGUUAAAAAAAAAAAAAAAGAACAAGUGUUUCUAGACAGAGAAAGAGAGUUAGAGAAAGCUUGGGUUUGAUGCAGAUUUACUGAAAGGUUAUGGACGGUGGACCAAAACUUGAGAGGGUGAAGAAGUAAUGCUAAGAAAAUGGGAAAGAAAGGGAGUUGGUUAUCUGCCAUAAGAAGAGUUUUUACCCCAAAUUCUUCUUCCAGGGACAAGCUUAUUACUGGGCCAGAAAACAAAACAUCUCAAAAAAAGAAGAAGGAACGGAGAAGACUUAAGCAUGGAGAGUUCAAAUCAUUUAUUCCCCUCUUUAGAGAACCAAGUAGUAUUGAGAAAAUAUUGGGAGAGGCAGAUGAGCAGAAGCUAUUUGUUCCUCUCUAUUCUGAACAACAAAAAAUUACUUCUCCUCCUAGACUACCGCCAAUAUCUCCAAGGGUUACUUCUCCAAAGACUACCGCCUGUAGAGCUGUUUUUCCAGGGCAUUCACCUCCAAGAGAAGCUUCUCCAAGGGUUGCAUCCCCAAAGCAUGACCCCGUACAAGUUUGCUCCCAACAAGCUGGCUCUUCCCAUGUUACCCCUCCAAAACCAAUAUCUCCAAAGGCUGCUUCUUCUAAGGUGAUCCAGGACCACAGAGAAACCAUCUACAAACAUAGAGCAGAACCGACUUUACAAGUGCUUCAUCUCUCAGCUACUACGAUCCAGUCAAUCUUUCGGGGUUACAUGGCAAGGAAGAGUUUCAGAUCCUUGAGAGGUGUACUAAGGCUUCAAGGAGUGGUUAGAGGCAAUAAUGUCAAAAGGCAAACAGCUAAUACCAUGAAACAGAUGCAGCUUUUUGUUAGGGUGCAGAAUCAAAUCCGAUUACGUAGGAUCGAAAUGUUGGAUAACCAAGAACCCCAAUGGCUGGCUUUCAAGAAUUAUAAGGAUGGGGAGAGUACCUUGAGCAAAUGGUCCAUUCGGUCUGAGGCAGGCGACAAUGAGAAUUGGGAUGGUAGCAGGCUAUCUAAAGAUCAAGUUGACCAAAGACGAAGAAGAAAAGUAGAGGCAGUCAUGAAAAGAGAAAGAGCUAUGGCCUAUGCAUAUUCUCAUAAGCUCUGGAAAGCCAGUCCUAAAUCAACAACGAACAACGGAUCAAACAGCUUUCCCUUGUGGUGGAAGUGGUUAGAGCACCCACUCCCUUCUGCAAACCAUUCCGAAAGCCAAUCUGCUGCGAAAAGUGUGAAUCUAUCACCGGAAAGGGCAAUUUCAGAGUGUACACCGAACCAUCUACGCAAAGCGACCACCUGCAGAAACCUGUAUAGCGAGUAUGGGAAUCUUGAAGCAGAUACUCCAACAUCAACAAAGUCAUCGGUUCCAAUGAGAGCGAAACUCUUUCAUUACACUCCCGGCAGAACGCCUCAGUACUCCUCAAGCCUAGGAAAAUAUGCUCAUUCAGGAGCCAGAACGGCUGCUUCGACUUCUCGGUUUCCUUUGAAGGACGAUGACAGCCUAACGAGCUGUCCUCCCUUUUCUGUUCCAAAUUACAUGACGCCUACCAUUUCAGCCAAAGCCAAAGCGAGACAGAGGGAGGGAAGCGUGGGAACCCCAUCUAGUCACACGAUGAGGAGGUCAUCCUUCCCUUUGACUUCAAACAUGGGGUCUUUCAAGUGGAACAUAGGGUCCAGCAAAGGUGCUGCGUCUCUUAAGGAAUGCGAUGGAAGUGCAGAUCGGAUGAGCGUGAACUCUACUGUUUCCAUGCCAGCUACAGUUGGUAGGAAACCAUUCAAAAGAUUUGUAUGAUCAGACUGUUCGGUGUUUUCGUCGUCAACAUUUGUAGUGUUAUGUUAACCUCAUCUGCGCUGGUGUAUGUAUGGUGGUAUGUUUAUUAUUCCCAAAUACUGAAAUACAACAAUGGAAGUAGGGAACGUGCUGCAUGUAGUUUAAUCUUCAUAGUAGUGUUCAUUUUGUAACAUUUCAUCUUUGGAAUUUGGGUCAAUGUCUAAUUUGUUGGAAGUUUUAGCUUCAAAUGGCAUUCAAGUGGUCACAUUGGUAGGAGGUGGGGUCUCCAUCCUCUUCUGGCCUGGCCAGUCUAAACUCUCCCAGGCAGAGCGCCCGUACUCUCGUGGAUCCUCGAGGUGAAUGGAGACUUUGAUAACUUGUGUCUUGUCUCGCUGUCGUUUUCCCCGACUCUUUCUUGGAGCUCAUUCAACUUGGCCUCCAUGUGGACCAUUCUUUUAUCCUCACACCGGUGUUGCCCCAUCUUAAUCGGAUUCGUGCGGAAGUCUGUGAAUAGCAUA
Molecule: messenger RNA, 2403 nt
Organism: Cuscuta campestris
Lineage: Eukaryota; Viridiplantae; Streptophyta; Magnoliopsida; Solanales; Convolvulaceae
Source: the annotation of a GenBank genome assembly